AUGUGUGAGUGUCUGCGGGGGAUAUUCAGAGUCACCUGGACGCCUUCCUCCAAUGCAGACUCUGACAGAGACCAAGAAGACAGCCAUGUUUUCAGCCAGACCAGAGACUCAGCCGUGAAAGACAAGAGGCGGUCUCCCCCCUCCAACAGAUCCCCCUCCGCCCAACAACGCAACCCUCACCACAGCGGCUCCACAGACGAGCAGGAGAGCCCUGAGAGAGUGGUGCAGAAGGAGAAGCUCCAUGCAGAGUUGAAGCAGGUGUUGAGUCAGAAAAGAAGUCACCUGAGAGAGUCAACCUGCCAACUGGCCCAACCAGAGAUGGACUCAGAACCCACAGAAGAACAAACUGUUGUGGAGGAGGCCUCUAAGUCAGUCGAAAUCGUGGUGGAGACGGAGGCGGAGGCUGGAGCCAGCGGCUACAGUGUGACGGGCGGAGGACAGCGUGGGAUCUUCGUGAAAGAUGUCCUCAAAGACUCGCCGGCUGCUAAACAUCUUAGUCUACAGGAAGGCGACCAGCUGCUGAGUGCCAAAGUCUACUUCGACAAUGUGAGGUAUGAAGACGCUCUGAAGAUUCUUCAGUGUGCAGAGCCGUAUAAGGUCAGCUUCCUGCUCAAGAGAACCAUCCCAGGGGCAGAGGUCAGCCUGCAGCCUCGAGUUUCCUCUGUUGAGAUCAAACGCCCCCUCGACAAGACGUGCACAUUGAGUGUGAAAGGCUCAAAACCUUUCAAGACAAAGAAGAAGAGAGGGGGUCGUUUUGGGCUGAAGAGGCUGAAGGAGAAGCGUAAGGAUGAGCUGGUGGUCGAGGGAACGCCACCAAGAGUGGAGAUGAGCGAUGUGGAUGUGGAGUUUGCUCUCCCCAGUAUCCCAAGUGUGAAGGUUGACGCAGGAGGAGCUGCAGCUGUGGGGAAGGCAAAGAGGAAAAUCAGAUUCCCUGGCAUGAAAACAAAGAGUUACGCUGGAGCAGGGACAGGAAGAAAAGUGGAAACAGGAACAUUUGAGGGACAGGUGAACAUCUCUCAGCCAGAGAUCUCUGGAGCUAAAGUGAAAACAAAAGGAAAAGGACACAAGUUUGGAAUCAGCUUCCCGAAGAGCAAACAUGCAAAGUUAGACUCGUCUUUGGCAGCUGGAUCUGUAGAGCUUAAGACCCCCAGUGUGAACAUCCAGCCACCAUCAGUGGAGCUCAGUUUGUCUGGGGAUAAAGACAUUCACACGCCUGAUGUGGAGUUUGCACUGCCUUCAGGAAAAGCAGAGGCAUCUUUGCCUGAUGUAAAGGGAAAAGUAGGAAUCAAAGCUCCUAAAGUUGACAUCAAAGGAGGAGUUGAUGCUGAAGCCGCUGGAGGAAAAGUUGAUGUUGAUGUAAACAAAGGAGAUGCAAAGCUGAGAAUGCCAAAGUUGAAACUGCCCAAAGUUAGACUCUCACGUCACUCAGAUGAGAUCGAUGGAGACAUCAAGAUCAAAACCAAGGGGGUGAAAGUUCCUCAAACUGACAUAACACCUCCAAAAGUUGACAUCAAAGCAGGUGACAUCAGUCUCCCUGAAGCAACUAUAACCAAACCAAAGAUGGAGGGUGAUCUCUCAGGAAAAGCUGCAUCCAUUCAAAUGCCUUCUGUUGAUGUUUCUCUACCAAACGUAAAGGGAAAGUCCGACAUUGAAGUCUCACUUCCACAGUGGGAAGGUACCGGGAAGGCAGGAAUCAAAAUGCCAGCCAUUGAUGUUUCUGUUCCCGAUGUUGAUUUGGAAUUGGACACCAAGCGAAGAAUUCCUGAUGAGGUGGAGGGCACAUUCAAAGGGCCCAAUAUCUCCAUGCCAAAGAUUGAUUUCUCCUUACCAAAGAUGAGAUCACCCGAUGUGGAUAUUGAAGGUCCGGAAGGUGGAGGAAAAUUCAGCCUCCCCUCUGUUGACAUCUCUCCCCCAAAUGUGAAAGCAGGAGUAGGGGAUGUUGAUUUGGACCAUUACGUUGGUGGAGAUGGGAUGUUUAAAAUGCCUGAUUUUGACAUAUCUUUCCCCAAAAUUAAGACACAAGGAGGAGAAGUACAAGGACAAGAUGUGGAAGGAGGCUUCAAGUUACCCAACGUCCAGAUGACCCUUCCCAAAGGCAAAGCAGGAGCAACUGAUUCUGAAGUUGGAGGAAAUUUCAAGUUGCCAUCAUUUGAUAUCUCCCUCCCAAAAAUGAAAACGGGUGAGAUAGAAGUGGAUAUCGUGGGGCCUGAAGUGAAAGGUGGUAAAUUUGAAAAGCCUUCUGUUGACAUGUCACUACCCAAAGGAAAGAUGGAGGGUGACUUUGAAAUAGAGGGUCCAUCUGUGAAAGGAGGGAAGUUCAAAAUGCCCUCACUGGACGUCAAACUUCCUGUCAUGGGAACAUCUGGAGCUGAGGUUGACUUGCCGUCAGUAGACAUUUCUGUACCAAAAGUUAAAUCCAAAGGUGAGGUUGAUAUCGAGGGAAAAGGCGGCAAGUUUAAAAUGCCUUCAUGCGAUAUAAAUCUUCCAAAAAUGAAGUCACCUAAAGGAGACGUUGUUUUAGAGGGACCUGAUAUCAAAGGAGGCAAAGUAAACCUGCCAUCUGUGGAUGUUUCUCUUCCAAAAAUGAAGCUACCUGAAGGAGAUGCAAAGUUAGAAUUCCCUGAUCUUCCAAAUGUGGAUUUCUCACUCCCAAAGAUGAAAAUAAAGGGGGGAGAUGCUGAUAUCGACAUACCUCAAGUCAAAGGAGGAGCAAAGUUCAGCAUGCCGUCAUUGGACGUAUCCCUUCCUACUGUUAAAUCCCCAGAAGGAGAAGUAAAGAUCGAAGGGCCCAAAGCCAAAGGUGGAAAGUUCCAGAUGUCUUCUUUCGAUGUGUCACUACCAAAGAUCAAAUCACCAGAAGGUGACGUCAGCUUUGAGGGUCCUGAGUUUAAGGUUAAAACACCAGACACAGAUUUAGACCUCAAGGGGAGUGAGAUUAAAGGUGGAAAAAUAAACAUGCCUACAGUCGAUGUCUCUAUUCCAAAGGGUAAAGCAGAAGGAAUAAUUGAUGUGGAAGUACCCACAGGAAAAGGAGGCAAGUUUAAGAUUCCUACGUUUGAUGUAUCCAAACCAAAGAUGAAGAUGCCCAAAGGAAAUAUUGGCCUUGAGGGACCCUCUGUGGAUGGACCGGAUAUUAAAAUGCCAACUAUUGACAUAUCACCUCCCAAAGGGGCGUUAAAAGGUGACAUCAGUGUUGGAGGUGAAGGGGGCAAAUUCAGCCUGCCUUUAGUAGACCUUUCCCUCCCCUCGGUAAAGCUUCCUGAAGGAGACGUGAAUUUACAAGGCCCAAAAGUUAAAGGUGGAAAGUUUGACAUGCCAAAAAUUGACCUGUCUCUUCCUAAAGGAAAAGCAAUAGGAGACAUUGACAUUGAUAUUCGUCAUGGGAAAGAUGGAAAUAUUGAAUUACCCUCCUAUGAUAUCAGACUUCCAAAAGGACAAGUCGAGGGUGACAUUGAUGUUGAAGGUCCUGAAGGGGUGGGCGGUAAAUUCAAAAUGCCAAAAUUUGACAUCACCCUUCCAAAGAUGAACUUGCCUGAGGGUGACGUCAAACUGAAAGGACCAGAGAUUAAAGGGAAAAUGGAAAUGCCAUCUGUUGAUGUUUCACUUCCAAAAGGAAAAAUGGAGGGAGACGUUGACAUUGAUGGACUUGGAGGUAAAGGAGUCAAGUUCAACAUGCCAUCACUUGAUGUUUCAGCACCGAAAGUAAAAACUCCUGGGGUAGAUGUCAGCAUCAAGGGUCCGGAGGUUAAAGGAAGGAAGAUUGAAAUGCCAGACAUUGAUAUUUCACCCAUAAAGGGAAAAGCAGGAGGGAAAUUUGAAAUUGAGGGACAUACUGGUAAAGGAGGAAAGUUCCACAUGCCUUCACUUGAUAUUUCUCUUCCUAAAAUGAAAACUAAGGGUCCAGAGGUCAACAUUAAAGGUCCUGAGGGGAAAAUAAACAUGCCAGACAUCGAUGUUUCACUUCCAAAAGGAAAGGCUGAAGCUGACUUCAAUAUUGAGGGUCCUGAAGUGAAAGGAGGGAAAUUCAAAAUGCCUAAAUUUGAUAUUUCAGGACCAAAAGGAAAUAUAGAGGGCGAUGUUGAUAUUGAAGGACAUGGAGGGAAAGGAGGCAAGUUUCACCUGCCCUCAGUAGAUCUCUCACUUCCAAAAAUUAAAGCAAAAGGAGCCAAUGUUAGUAUUGAAGGACCUGAUAUCAAAGGUGACCUUUCACUCCCAAAAGUUAAAUCUCCAGAUGGUGACCUAGAUUUUGAAGGUCCUGACGUAAAGGGAGGAAAAUUCAAAAUGCCAAAAUUUGAUGUCACAUUGCCAAAAGUGAAACUCCCAGAAGGUGAUGUUCACUUGAAAGGCCCUGACAUCAAGGGAAGGAAAAUUGAGAUGCCUGACAUAGAUUUAUCACUGCCCAAAGGAAAAGCCGGAGGAGAUAUAGAAUUUGAGGGACAUGCUGGGAAAGGAGGCAAGUUCAGUAUGCCAUCAUUUGACAUCUCUCUGCCCAAAAUGAAAGCCAAAGGUCCAGAGAUAAACAUUGAGGGCCCUGAUGUUAAAGGAGGAAAGAUGAACAUGCCAUCUCUUGAUCUCUCUCUACCAAAAGUCAAAUCUCCUGAUGUGGACGUCUGCUUUGAGGGUCCUGAUGUUAAAGGGGGAAAGGUCAACCUGCCUACUCUUGACAUUUCCCUCCCUAAAGGAAACGUUGAGGGGGACAUCAAUCUUGAAGGACCUGAAAUGAAAGGAGGCAAAUUCAAAAUGCCCAAAUUUGAUAUGUCCUUACCAAAAGUAAGUCUCCCCAAGUUUGAUGCCAACGUGGAAGGACCAGAUAUGAAAGGGAAAAUGGAAAUGCCAACAGUUGAUGUCUCACUUCCAAAAGGAAAGGCAGAUGUGGAUAUAGAUAUCGACGGACUCAGUGGCAAAGGAGGCAAGUUUCACAUGCCCUCACUUGAUAUCUCUCUUCCUAAAAUCAAAGCAAAGGGAGUUGAUGUUGAUAUAGAGGGACCUGAGGUCUCAGGUGGAAAGUUAAAAAUGCCAUCUCUUGAUGUUUCACUUCCUAAAGGAAAGGUUGAGGGUGACCUGGAUGUAGAGGGCCCUGAGAUAAAAGGAGGCAAAUUUAAACUACCUAAAUUUGAUGUUUCACUCCCAAAGAUGAACUUGCCAGAGGGACAUGUGGAGAUGCCAAAAGCUGAUCUCACACUACCAAAAGGCAAGGCAAAGGGAGAUGUUGAUAUUGAGGGACACGGAGGUAAAGGAGGCAGGUUCUCCCUGCCCUCUGUGGAUUUCUCACUUCCUAAAAUCAAAGGCAAGGGAGUCGAUGUUAACAUCGAAGGACCUGGAAUCAAAGGUGACAUUUCACUUCCUAAAGGGCAACUUGAGGGUGACCUAGAUGUUGAAGGCCCUGACCUAAAGGGAGGGAAAUUCAAAAUGCCUAAAUUUGAUGUCACAUUGCCAAAAGUGAAACUCCCAGAAGGUGAUGUUCACUUGAAAGGCCCUGACAUUAAGGGAAGGAAAAUUGAGAUGCCUGACAUAGAUUUAUCACUGCCCAAAGGAAAAGCCGGAGGAGAUAUAGAAUUUGAGGGACAUGCUGGGAAAGGAGGCAAGUUCAGUAUGCCAUCAUUUGACAUCUCUCUGCCCAAAAUGAAAGCCAAAGGUCCAGAGAUAAACAUUGAAGGCCCUGAUGUUAAAGGAGGAAAGAUGAGCAUGCCAUCUCUUGAUCUCUCUCUACCAAAAGUCAAAUCUCCUGAUGUGGACGUCAGCUUUGAGGGUCCUGAUGUUAAAGGGGGAAAGGUCAACCUGCCUACUCUUGACAUUUCCCUCCCUAAAGGAAACGUUGAGGGGGACAUCAAUCUUGAAGGACCUGAAAUGAAAGGAGGCAAAUUCAAAAUGCCCAAAUUUGAUAUGUCCUUACCAAAAAUGAGUCUCCCCAAGUUUGAUGCCAACGUGGAAGGACCAGAUAUGAAAGGAAAAAUGGAAAUGCCAACAGUUGAUGUUUCACUUCCAAAAGGAAAGGUUGAGGGUGACCUGGAUGUAGAGGGCCCUGAGAUAAAAGGAGGCAAAUUUAAACUACCUAAAUUUGAUGUUUCACUCCCAAAGAUGAACUUGCCAGAGGGACAUGUGGAGAUGCCAAAAGCUGAUCUCACACUACCAAAAGGCAAGGUAAAGGGAGAUGUUGAUAUUGAGGGACACAGAGGUAAAGGAGGCAGGUUCUUCCUGCCCUCUGUGGAUUUCUCACUUCCUAAAAUCAAAGGCAAGGGAGUCGAUGUUAACAUCGAAGGACCUGAAAUCAAAGGUGACCUUUCACUUCCUAAAGGGCAACUUGAGGGUGACCUAGAUGUUGAAGGCCCUGACCUAAAGGGAGGGAAAUUCAAAAUGCCAAAAUUUGAUGUCACAUUGCCAAAAGUGAAACUCCCAGAAGGUGAUGUUCACUUGAAAGGCCCUGACAUUAAGGGAAGGAAAAUUGAGAUGCCUGACAUAGAUUUAUCACUGCCCAAAGGAAAAGCCGGAGGAGAUAUAGAAUUUGAGGGACAUGCUGGGAAAGGAGGCAAGUUCAGUAUGCCAUCAUUUGACAUCUCUCUGCCCAAAAUGAAAGCCAAAGGUCCAGAGAUAAACAUUGAGGGCCCUGAUGUUAAAGGAGAAAAGAUGAACAUGCCAUCUCUUGAUCUCUCUCUACCAAAAGUCAAAUCUCCUGAUGUGGACGUCAGCUUUGAGGGUCCUGAUGUUAAAGGGGGAAAGGUCAACCUGCCUACUCUUGACAUUUCCCUCCCUAAAGGAAACGUUGAGGGGGACAUCAAUCUUGAAGGACCUGAAAUGAAAGGAGGCAAAUUCAAAAUGCCCAAAUUUGAUAUGUCCUUACCAAAAAUGAGUCUCCCCAAGUUUGAUGCCAACGUGGAAGGACCAGAUAUGAAAGGAAAAAUGGAAAUGCCAACAGUUGAUGUUUCACUUCCAAAAGGAAAGGCAGAUGUGGAUAUAGAUAUUGACGGACUCAGUGGCAAAGGAGGCAAGUUUCACAUGCCCUCACUUGAUAUCUCUCUUCCUAAAAUCAAAGCAAAGGGAGUUGAUGUUGAUAUAGAGGGACCUGAGGUCUCAGCUGACAUAUCUCUCCCUAAGAUCAAGUCUCCAGAGGUGGAUAUCAGCCUCAAGGGUCCUGAUGUGAAAGGUGGAAAGUUAAAAAUGCCAUCUCUUGAUGUUUCACUUCCUAAAGGAAAGGUUGAGGGUGACCUGGAUGUAGAGGGCCCUGAGAUAAAAGGAGGGAAAUUCAAAAUGCCUAAAUUUGAUGUCAAAUUGCCAAAAGUGAAUCUCCCAGAAGGUGAUGUUCACUUGAAAGGCCCUGACAUCAAGGGAAGGAAAAUUGAGAUGCCUGACAUAGAUUUAUCACUGCCCAAAGGAAAAGCCGGAGGAGAUAUAGAAUUUGAGGGACAUGCUGGGAAAGGAGGCAAGUUCAGUAUGCCAUCAUUUGACAUCUCUCUGCCCAAAAUGAAAGCCAAAGGUCCAGAGAUAAACAUUGAAGGUCCUGAUGUUAAAGGAGGAAAGAUGAGCAUGCCAUCUCUUGAUCUCUCUCUGCCAAAAGGAAAAGCUGGAGCUGACCUUGAUAUUCAUGGUCCUGAGAUCAAGGGCGGCAAAUUCAAAAUGCCCAAAGUCGACGUUUCACUUCCAAAGAUGAACCUGCCUGAAGGGGAAUUCAAAGUUGAAGGACCAGGUAUUUCAGGAGGAAAGUUACCUGCUGUCGAUGUUUCCAUUCCAGUUGGAAAAGUUGAGGGAGAUAUCAACAUUAAAGGACCAUCAGGAAAGCUUAAAGAGCCAAAGGUUGAUCUGUCUGGUAAAAAAGGGGGUGGACUCCACAUGCCAACACUUGACAUAGAUAUCCCCAAAUUUGAUCUUGACCUGAGCUUCCCCUCUGGUCUGAAAGACAAAAGCCUCAAAGUGGACGCCCGUGGUCCUGGUGGGUCAGGAAAUGUGGAAGUUUCUGGACUCAAAGGAGAUAUUCACCCACCUAAAUUCAAUGUUAAGGGUGCGGACAUUGAUGCAGGAGGUGUAGAAGGUCCAGGUGCAUCUCUUAAACUCCCCACUGUCAAACUACCAACCGUUGACAUUUCAGCUCCAAAGGUGGAUCUAGACUUUGGCCUCAACAGACCUAAAGGUGAUGAUGUGGAAGUGGAGCUUCUGAAAGCAGAGGGAGGCAGACCUUCUUCAGGGGGAAGCUUUGAGCUACCUGACAUCUCCCUCAAGGGCCCUAGCUUUACUCUUCCCAGGUUUGGUGGAAAGUCCAAGAGUAGUGGUUUGGACAUAUCGGGUAAAGGUCCCAAAGGAGAUAUGUCCCUCAGCCCACCAAAUGUUGAAGGAGAGAUCAGGGCACCAUCUGUAGAGUUUGAUGGAGAGGGAAAAGUCAAAGUGAAGAAAUCUAAACUCAAAAUGCCCUCUUUUGGUUUUCCCAAGUUUAAAAUGUCAUCACCAAAAGUUCAGCUGCCAGAAGCAGAGGUUGAUGCCAAAGUGGAUGCAGAUUUGAAAGGAAAGGGUAUCAAACUACCAAAGUUCUCAAUGCCCGGAUUUGGCUCUAAAGACAAAGACUUGGGUAAGCCAAGUGGUCACCUUGAUGCUAAGGCAAAAGUCAAGGUGCCCUCUGUUGAGCUGUCACUUCCAGAAGCUAAAACACCAGAGACCGAGGUUCUUCUGCCCAAAGCAGAAGUAGAUGUCUCAGAUGCUGACAUUAAAGGUUACGGGGGAAACCUCAAAAUUCCCAAAAUGCCAACAAUUGACCUUUCCAUCCCCAAAAUUGACCUGGAUUUGUCUCUGCCAAAAGGAAAGUCCCCUAAGAUCGAAGGACCAGACGUGGAGCUGAAAGGUGAAGGUGGAAAAUUCAAAAUGCCACACCUCAGUAUGCCCUCUGUCGAUAUUUCACUUCCUAAAGGAAAAAUUGAAGGUCCAGAGGUUGAAGUAGAGGGAGGCAAGGGAGGAAAGUUUAAAAUGCCUCACAUGAAAAUGCCACACAUGAAAAUGCCAGAUAUUGAUCUGUCCUUGCCUAAAGGAAAGAUUGAAGGACCAGAUGUUGAUAUUUCCUUGCCCAAAGGAAAAAUUGAAGGUCCAGAUGUAGAAGUGGAGGGAGGCAAGGGAGGAAAGAUUAAAAUGCCCCACAUGAGAAUGCCAGAUAUUGACCUGUCCUUGCCCAAAGGAAAAAUUGAAGGACCAGAAGUGGACCUAAAAGGGAAAGGUGGAAAAUUCAAAAUGCCUCAUCUUAGCAUGCCCUCUGUCGAUAUCUCUCUCCCAAAAGGAAAACUUGAAGGUCCUGAUGUAGAAGUAGAAGGAGGCAGUGGAGGAAAGUUUAAAAUGCCUCAGAUGAAGAUGCCAGAUUUUGACAUGUCCUUACCCAAAGGGAAGAUCGAAGGUCCAGACGUUGAACUUGAAGGAGGUUCUGGAGGAAAAUUCAAGAUGCCUCAUCUCAGCAUGCCCUCUGUUGACAUUUCACUGCCCAAAGGAAAAAUUGAAGGUCCAGAUGUUGAUAUUUCCUUGCCCAAAGGAAAGAUUGAAGGCCCAGAGGUGGACCUAAAAGGGAAAGGAGGAAAAUUCAAGAUGCCUCAUCUCAGCAUGCCAUCAGUUGACAUUUCCUUGCCAAAAGGAAAAGUUGAAGGUCCAGAAGUAGAAGUAGAGGGAGGCAGUGGAGGAAAGUUUAAAAUGCCUCAUAUGAAAAUGCCAGAAUUUGACAUUUCCUUGCCCAAAGGAAAAGUUGAAGGUCCAGAAGUAGAAGUAGAAGGAGGCAGUGGAGGAAAGUUUAAAAUGCCACAAAUGAAAAUGCCAGAUAUUGAUCUGUCCUUGCCCAAAGGAAAGAUUGAAGGCCCAGAGGUUGAGCUCAAAGGGAAAGGUGGGAAAUUUAAAAUGCCCAAUGUCAACAUGCCCUCUGUUGACUUUUCCUUGCCUAAAGGAAAAGUUGAAGGUCCAGAAAUAGAAGUAGAAGGAGGCAAGGGAGGAAAGUUUAAAAUGCCUCAUAUGAAAAUUCCGGAUGUUGACAUUAAGGGGGAAGGAGGAGGUAAAUUCAAAAUGCCUGGUCUAAAGAUGCCAAAUGUUGACUUCUCUCUCCCCAAAGGAAAAGUUGAAGGGCCGGAAGUAGAAGUAGAGGGAGGCACAGGAGGAAAGUUUAAAAUGCCUCACAUGAAAAUGCCAGAUAUUGAUCUGUCCUUGCCCAAAGGGAAGAUGGAAGGUCCAGAGGUUGAGAUCAAAGGGAAAGGUGGGAAAUUUAAAAUGCCCAAUGUCAACAUGCCCUCUGUUGACUUUUCCUUGCCCAAAGGAAAAGUUGAAGGUCCAGAAAUGGAAGGUCCAGAGGUUGAGAUCAAAGGGAAAGGUGGGAAAUUUAAAAUGCCCAAUGUCAACAUGCCCUCUGUUGACUUUUCCUUGCCCAAAGGAAAAGUUGAAGGUCCAGAAGUAGAAGUAGAAGGAGGCAGUGGAGGAAAGUUUAAAAUGCCUCACAUGAAAAUGCCAGAUUUUGACAUUUCUCUACCCAAAGGAAAGAUUGAAGGCCCCGAGAUGCCAGAUGUUGACCUGUCCUUGCCCAAAGGAAAGAUUGAAGGUCCAGAGGUUGAAAUUGAGGGAGGUUCUGGAGGAAAGUUCAAAUUGCCUCAUAUGAAAAUGCCAAACGUUGAUAUCACCCUGCCCAAAGGAAAACCAGGCAAAAUUGAAGGCCCAGAGUUAGAAGUUGAGGGUGUUGAGGCAGGACGGAAAGCCAAGAUGCCAACAAUAGAUAUCAAAGGUCCAAAAGGAGACAUUGAGCUUGAUUUAGGACUUCAUAGAGGAGACGGCAAGAAGGACAGGAAAAAAGUUGAGCUACCUGACUUGGACUUGGACACGGCAGGGACCAGCGGCAAAGGCAAGGGUGCUAAAGUGAAAGGGACAAAAUUCAAGAUUGGAAUGCCAAAAAGGAAAGGUGGUAAAGAUGUCUCAGCAGAAUCCAAAACAUGCAAAAAAUGUGGCGAAGAGGAGUUAGGUGGUAAAGUCAAACACAUAUGCAAAGUUGAAGGAAGACUUGAGCAUGAAGUCGAAUCCCUCAACGGACAUAAAGAUGACAAAGAUCGUAUUAACAUCAGACUACCAGGGGUUUCAUCACCCAGCGUACAAGUCUCAGGACCAGAGGUACAGGGUGGCCUGCCAUCAACAGGAACAGAAAUCAAAGUCCCCAGGAUCCCAGACAUAGAGUUUGAUAUCGGUACAUCGCAGGGUGAAGAUGAUGACAAGACUCAAACAGGCAAGAAAAUCAAGAUCCCUAAGUUUGGUGUCCCGUUACCCUCCAUGUCCCCUGAGGAUAGACGGAAUAUCUACGGGCAAGAAAUUCAGUAUGAGGGCCCUAAAAUGCCCAAAGUCAAGAAAGCUGUUUUUGUCUUAGUUAGUCCUCCUGAAACGGAUGAGUCUGCAGCAUGCUCCAGCCAGGGUGAUGCAGGGGAUGUCAAAGUGAAGAUGCCUAAGAUCAAAAUGAAGCCCAGCUUUGGGAAGUCCAAAGACAAAUCAGAGAGAGAGGGGGAGGACGAGGAGAGGGCAAAAGGAGCGAAUAUAAAAAUACCCCAAGGGUCAUUUUCGCUUGAAUCAGGGGAGUUUGAUGACAGAGGCUCAAGUUCAAGUCUCAACGGUGACAAAGACACAAGUCCUAGCAAGGGCUCCAAGGAUGAUAAAGGGACAUUCAGUGGUAAAUUCAAACUCCCAAAGGUGGAGCUCACCUCUCCAUACGGCAAAAUGGCAGCAGGAGAGAAGGACACAGAAACAAGUUUGGCGCUAGGAAAGGAUUCAUCAACCGGAGAAGCGUGGGAAGCCAAAGGUCUCUCGGGCAAAAUGGGCUUUGCCGGUUUUAGCGAGGAGCCCGCCAAGGGUGUGGUGUCAUCUUUUGCCAGAACAGAAAUGCUGGACAGAGACAGCUCAGAGUCCCCGCAGAGUUUGACCAUGGAGUUCAGCUCGGCAAAGGUGCAGACCUGGAGCGAGGUGGAGAGCCAAAGCAGGGAGUCUGAAGAGAGAGAGUCGUCUCCCUGGUUCAGGGUUCCUAAGUUCACGCUCAAGCCACACUCUACAGGCUUCCUCCAGAUAACUCCCGAGGGUUCUCCUCAGGCCCAGCGGAGAGGAGAGGUGGCAGGCGAGGUUGACGUCUCAGGAUCCUUCUGCCUCCACACCUCAGGGCUCGACUUCUCCACCCAGGAAACGUCUGAGGAACACCAAGUCUCCUCCACGGAGGAGGGAACUCUCACCAUGGUCACCAAGACCACCAGAAUCACCCGGCAAAUGGUCACCAGUGAAACGCGAACGGGUGAAUCUUCGACAACCACCACACCACCUCACAAGGCGUCGGACUACGACUACUGAGGAUGCUGUAAUGAAACCGUACAUGUCUUUCAUGUUGUUGUUUAUCUUUGGAUGCAGUGAAAGCUGAGCCUGCGAUGAGGAAACCUUGUCUCAAAAGAUUAGAGUCUUUAUUAUUUUAUAUUUCAGAUAAAGAAAAUGAGAUUUCAUCACUCAGCAUUUUCUUUGUUAUGACAGCAACAGAGUAAUA
Notolabrus celidotus (New Zealand spotty) is the source of this 12499-nucleotide messenger RNA. It is a transcript of the gene prx, whose product is annotated as periaxin. Gene Ontology annotation, biological process: regulation of RNA splicing. The record is from RefSeq and is a predicted model, not a curated record. Gene Ontology annotation, cellular component: cytoplasm; nucleus. NCBI's taxonomy places the organism in Eukaryota, Metazoa, Chordata, Actinopteri, Labriformes, Labridae. Bases 1 to 12312 code for a protein of 4103 amino acids. Gene Ontology annotation, molecular function: protein binding. The transcript has 25 exons.